UGGCAGAGCAAUUCUGCAUUAUGGUAAGCCUUUGAUUAGCCAGUAUUGAAAACUGAAAGAUACUAACAUGACUUCUUACAGCACGCGCAUUGUACAUGUAUCAAGCAGCCAUUCCCGAGGAGUUGAGCUUUGGCAAGGGUGAUUAUCUUGCGGUCCUCCGUCACCAAGAUGAUGGAUGGUGGGAGGCUGAAGUCCACGGCGGAGACGGAAGUGUCGGGCUGGUCCCAAGCAAUUACCUUGCGGCGUGUUAGACUCCUAUGAUAUGAGCGACUUGAUGGAUGAUUAUUGAGAUCUUUCUUGCGGAAUGAUUUGAAUUGUAGGUUAGGUUUUCGGCAGGAAAAGGGCUCUGGCGAAAUUGGUUCACGACUUGAUUUAUACCUUUCGUUAUGCUGUUAUCUUGUACAGCAGAUUGGCAUGGAAACGCUGGUCUUGUUGUUGCUUCAGGCUAUUUUUGGUUUUUUAUUUGUGUCACGAUUAUUGGGAAAGAUUGAAACGGCUAUUCUUCUAUAUCACUCACGGAAGUGAGAACCACUGCCAGUAUAUGCUAUUAAAAUAUUACUUAGAUACUCUUGGGAUUAAUGUGUCGAAAUUAUCCUUCAUGAUCCAAUUGCUUGAGC
Fusarium redolens is the source of this 617-nucleotide messenger RNA. RefSeq names its product SH3 domain-containing protein. Lineage: Eukaryota; Fungi; Ascomycota; Sordariomycetes; Hypocreales; Nectriaceae. The coding region runs from base 96 to 251 and encodes 51 amino acids. The transcript has a single exon. Gene Ontology annotation, molecular function: protein binding. The record is from RefSeq and is a predicted model, not a curated record.